AUGUUUGGGAGUCAAUUUGAUUACUUGAAACUCAAACCGAGAACAGUUGAAGAGAUACACCAUGAAGAUGGUUAUAUGAAAGAAGGAAUUGAAAGGACAGCCACAAGAAGAAUCUUUCAAUCAGUCGAAUAUGAUCAUUUCGAGAAGAAAUAAAUUCAACAGUUCAAAGAUAUCAUUAGAGGUGCAAAUAUAAGUGUGAGUUCUGACGAUGUCCUAUUAAGAUUCCUUUAUGCAGGAUAUUUCAAUAUGACUAAUUGUCUAGAACUAUAUAAACGACAUAUUCAUUGGUUGAACACCAGUCGCUUAUCUAACAUACCAGAGAAAGUGCUCCUCUGUUUGAGAGAAGGGUUAGUUUAUAUAGGUGGCAAAGACUAUCAAUAUCGUCCAAUUAUAGUUAUCAAUUUACACAUGAUGGAUCUAUAUCUGUUCGAUUCAGAUGCCUUUAUUCAAGCUCUUUCCAUCCUAUUUGUAAUCUGCGAGGAUUAUAUGUUCUAUCCAGGUAAAGUUGAAAAUAUUGUUGUUAUUGUUGAAACGGAUUAAAUGAGUCUUUACAAUUUCCCUUAAAAAACAUUUCAAGUCAUUAUUUGGAUGAUGAGUUAAAACUUUCCACAGAUCUUAGAUCGUCUCUAUCUAUUUAAUCCAUCUAAAGAAUUGCUUAUGAAUUGGGAUAAUUAUCAUUAAAUGUUAGAUAGUAGAACCUUCAAAAAAAUUGAAAUUUGGGAAUCCAAAUCCUUUGCUCCUCUCGCUCAUGGCUUUCAUCCUGAUAUGCUGGAACGCAGAUUUGGAGGAGGUAUGCCCAAUAUACAGCAAUAUUGGUUGCCAACUCAAAUCAUUUAAUAGCCCAGCAGCAUUUCCUUUAAGGUUCAAAAACCAAUGUAUAACCAAGGAACUAUUCAAUACUCACUUUAUAAUGAUCCUAAGGAAUUAUUAGAACGAUUGCAACAAAGAGAUGCAGAAGACAGAUCAUAGGAAGCCACUCUCAAAAGUGAACCCAAAUCAAGUGUUGCUUCUGGAAAAUUAUAAGUCAUCGAUUUUCAUUAAACUAUGGGUAACGCCUUCAAAAUGUAAAAUUAUGGAUAAGAAUAAUAAGAUCUCAGUUAAACUAAUUUCUCUGGAGAAUUUUAUUAAUAAACUAAUUAAAUUCAAUAAUCUCCUCAAUAACAAUUCAUGAAUCCAGGGUUUCAGGGAUCUGCAUUACCAGAACAAUAAUUUAAGCAACAUAGUAAAGCUAAUUCUGUAGCCUCAUCCUAAAGAAUCAAAGACUAAUAUGUGGCUUAACAAUUAAUGGGCUCCUCCUAAAAACCAAUGAGCGGCAUUUAACAACAAACUAUUAGACCAAAUACUAUGCCAGUUCCUUAACUGGGAGCCCCUGCUCAAUCUGAAAGACUUUACGAAUCUAUGGAUGAAAAAUUAAAUGAUUCCCAGAGACCUUCUAGUAACAAUGUUUAAGCAUGUCUAAUAAUGUGA
Molecule: messenger RNA, 1467 nt
Organism: Paramecium tetraurelia
Lineage: Eukaryota; Ciliophora; Oligohymenophorea; Peniculida; Parameciidae
Exons: 2
Source: RefSeq, a predicted model, not a curated record